Messenger RNA from Symbiodinium sp. CCMP2456, 6006 nucleotides. The record is from the annotation of a GenBank genome assembly. NCBI's taxonomy places the organism in Eukaryota, Dinophyceae, Suessiales, Symbiodiniaceae.
AUGAUCCGCCGACAGGCCGGCAUCGUGCCGAAGGUGGCGCUGGUGCUGGGCUCCGGCCUCGGCGCCGUCGCCGAUGCGGUGGAGGCGCCGCAGACCCUCGCCUACCGGGACCUGCCGGGUUUCCCGCGCCCCUCGGUCGCAGGGCACGGCGGCAGCCUGAUCCUGGGGCGCAUCGCCGGACUGCCGGUGGCGGUGCUUCAGGGCCGCGCGCACUACUACGAAAGCGGGCGCGCCGAUGGCAUGAACCUGGCUCUGGCGGUGCUGAAGGAACUCGGCUGCGCGCGGCUCAUUCUGACCAAUGCCGCCGGCUCCCUGCGCGCCGACGUCGGGCCGGGGCGCCUGAUGCUGAUCCGCGACCACAUCAACUUCGCCGGCGUCUCGCCGCUUUUCGGGCUUGCCGGCAACGCGCGCUUCGUCGAUCUGGUCGACGCCUACGACCCCGCGGCGCGCGCCGCCAUCGUCGACGUCGCCGGGCGCCUGGGCCUGCCGCUGGCCGAGGGCGUCUACGUCUGGUUCUGCGGGCCGCAUUUCGAAACCCCGGCGGAAAUCCGCGCGGCGCAGGUCCUCGGCGGCGAUGCGGUGGGCAUGUCGACGGUGCCGGAGGUCAUUGUCGCACGGCUGCUGGGCCUGAAGGUUUCCGCGCUGUCGAUGAUCACAAACCUGGCCGCCGGGAUGUCCGCGGAGCCGCUCUCCCACGACCACACCAUGCAGCACGCGACGGCGGCCGCCGCCGAUAUGGCGCGCCUCCUGACCGCCUAUCUGGCGAUGAAAGCCGUGGCGGCGCGGGCCCUCGGCCUGCUCGACCUCACCAGCCUCAAUGACGACGACGAUGCGGCGGUGGUCGACGCGCUCUGCGAAAGGGCGAGGACGCCAUUCGGCCCCGUGGCCGCCGUCUGCAUCUGGCCGCGUUUCGUGGCGCAGGCGAAAGACCUGCUGCAUGGCAGCGGCAUCAAGGUUGCGGCGGUGGCGAACUUCCCCGCCGGCGGCGACGACAUCGCCGCGGCGCUGAGCGACACGCGGGAGAUCGUCCAGGCCGGCGGCGACGAGGUGGACCUUGUGAUGCCCUACACGAAGUGGCUGGCCGGGGAGCGGGAUCUGGCCAAGCGGAUGAUCGCCGACUGCAAGCAGGCCUGCGGCGACACAGCGCGCCUCAAGGUCAUCCUCGAAACCGGCCGGCUGGACGCUGCGGAGACGAUCUAUGAAGCCAGCGGCGAUGCCAUCGCCGCCGGCGCCGAUAUGAUCAAGACCUCGACCGGCAAGAUCGCAGUGUCUGCCACCCUGGAGGCUGCCGAGGCCAUGUUGCGGGCGAUCAAGGACUCCGGCCGCGAUGUCGGCUUCAAGGCGGCGGGCGGCAUACGCGACACGGCGGCGGCGGGCGUCUACCUGGCCCUCGCCGACCGGAUCAUGGGCCCGGACUGGGUCGACCCCUGGCGGUUCCGCUUCGGCGCCUCCGGUCUGCUGAACGAUCUUUUGGCCGUGCUCGGAGACGAGGAGAUCAUCCGCCGCAAGCGCGACGGUGCGGCCCUUUCGCAGGAGGAGAUCGCCGCCUUCGUGGCCGGCAUCGCCGAUGACAGUAUCGGCGAGGGCCAGGUUGCGGCCUUUGCCAUGGCGGUUUUCCUGCGUGGCAUGGCGCGGGCCGAAGCGGUGGCCCUGACCCGCGCCAUGACCGAGUCCGGCCAGCGCCUGGACUGGCAGGGCCUGGACCUGCCGGGCCCCUGCGUCGACAAACAUUCCACCGGGGGCGUCGGCGACAAGGUCAGCCUGAUCCUCGGGCCGCUGGUGGCGGCCUGCGGCGGCUACGUGCCGAUGAUUUCGGGCCGGGGGCUCGGCCAUACCGGCGGCACGCUGGACAAGCUGGACGCCAUUCCCGGCUAUACCACCGCGCCGGAUGUCGAUCGCUUCCGCCAGACGGUCAAGGCCGCCGGCUGCGCCAUCAUCGGCCAGACCGCCGACCUGGCGCCGGCCGACAAGCGGCUCUAUGCCAUCCGUGACGUCACCGCGACGGUAGAAUCCAUCCCGCUGAUCACGGCGUCCAUUCUCUCCAAGAAGCUGGCCGCCGGUCUCCAGGGCCUGGUGAUGGACGUAAAGACCGGCAACGGCGCCUUCGCCGCGACGGUGGAGGAGGCGCGGGCCUUGGCGGAGAGCAUCGUCGCCGUCGCCGGCGGGGCGGGCCUGCCCACCACGGCGCUGAUCACCGACAUGAACCAGCCGCUGGGAAGCACCGCGGGCAAUGCCCUGGAGGUCGCCGAAUCGGUGGCCAUGCUGAAGACCGGCCAGGGCGACGCGCGCCUGCGCGAACUGGUCAUCGCGCUGGCAGCCGAGAUGCUGGUGCUCGGCGGCUUGGCGCCGGAGGCCGCGGCGGCGGCUCAGCAAGCGGAGGCCGCGCUGACAUCCGGCGCGGCGGCUGAACGCUUCGGCGCCAUGGUGGCCGCCCUUGGCGGAGCGGCGGACUUCGUCGAACGCUCUGAUGACUAUCUUCCCAAGGCCCCGGUCCAGCGCCCGGUGGCGGCGGAGGCGGCCGGGCGCCUGACCGCCUGCGACACCCGCGCGGUCGGCCUGGCGGUGGUGGAACUGGGCGGCGGGCGGCGGCGGGUCGAAGACAGCAUCGACUACGCGGUCGGUUUCAGCGACCUGCUGCCCCUGGGCAGCGCCGUACAGUCCGGCGAUCCCCUGGCCGUGGUCCACGCUGCCACCGAAGAGGCCGCGGAGGCGGCAAGCCGGCGCUUGCAGGAAGCCUUCACCUUCGGUCAGACUGUCGAAGACGCCGGCGGGCCGGUGGUGCGGCAGCGCAUCACCGCCGCGACGGCAGCCCAGCAGCGCAUGACACCGCGAGCCGAAGCGGCGCGCUUUGCUGCGCCUUCCGGCGGCCGGCUGACGGCGGAGAUGGUGCAGGCCUUUGAACGCGACGGCUUUCUGGUGCUGGAGGACAUGGUGCCUCAGGCAGACUGCGAAGCCCUGAUCGCCCGCGCCGAGGCCAUGGUAGAGGAUUUCCAGCCGGCCAGCGUCGCUUCGAUCUUUUCGACCCAGGGCCAGGUCCAUGGCCGCGACCGCUACUUCCAGGACUCCGGCGACAAGGUCCGCUUCUUCUUUGAAGAGGAGGCCUUCGACGCCGCGGGCGCGCUGCGCCAGGCCAAGCGGCUGUCGAUCAACAAGAUCGGCCAUGCCCAGCACGAUCUCGAUCCCGUCUUCGCCGCGUUUUCGCACCGCCGCGCUUUCGACAACACCGUCAAGGCGCUGGGCUGUGCCUGCCCCCUGGCGCUGCAGUCGAUGUACAUCUUCAAGCAGCCGCGCAUUGGCGGCGAGGUCGGCUGGCAUCAGGAUUCGACCUUCCUCUAUACCGAGCCCCUGAGCGUGCUCGGCCUAUGGUUCUCGCUGGAAGACGCCACGCUGGAGAACGGCUGCCUCUGGGCGCUGCCGGGUGCCCACAAGGGUCCGCUGCGCCAGCGCUGGCGCCGCGUUGGUGAGCGUCUGGUGAUGGAAUCCCUGGACGAGACACUCUGGGACGAGGAGACGGCGGUGCCGCUGGAGGUGCGCCGGGGCGCCAUGGUGGUGCUGCACGGCAAGCUGCCCCACGGCAGCCUGCCCAACCGCUCCGAGCGCUCGCGCCACGCCUAUACCCUGCAUGUGAUCGACGGGGCCUGCGACUAUCCGGCGGACAACUGGCUGCAGCGCAGCCCGGCGCUGCCGCUGCGCGGUCUCACCGCCGGCGGCGUGCAGAUUGCUUUUGGAUUGGAGAAGAAGAUGACUCUUUCUCGCAGCCUCCGGCAGUGCGUUUUCACCGCGGCUCUCAUAGCCUCGGCCUUUCUGAUCCCGGCCCUUCCCGCAGCCGCGGAACCGGUCACGGUCAGCCUCAUGCACAUCAACGAUCUCGACCGCAUCGAGGAAUCCAAGGGCAAGGGCGGCAUAGCCCGGGUCAUGGCCCUGGUGCAGCAGGAACGCGCCCGCGCCGACACCGUGAUCUUCACCCACGGCGGCGACACCAUCUCGCCCUCGCUGCUGUCCUCCUUCGACAAGGGUGCCCACAUGAUCGACCUCUACAACGAGGCCGAACUGGACCUGCUGGUGAUGGGCAACCACGAGUUCGACUUCGGUCCCGAGGUGGCCAAGCAGCGGGUAAGCGAAGCCCGCUUCACCGUGCUGGCCAGCAACAGCCGCGACAGCGACGGCGAGCCGCUGGACGGCACCGCCGCCACCUGGAUGGCCGAAGCCGGGCCCUACAAGAUCGGCUUCUUCGGCCUGACGACGCCGGAGACCGCGGACAUCUCCAGCCCCGGCACGGUGACCUUCGAACCGCUGCUGCAGUCGGCCCGCGACUACUCCCAGCAACUGCGCGAUGAGGGCGCGGACCUGGUGGUGGCCGUGGCCCACACCGGCGUCGAGGAGGAUCUCAUGCUGAUGCGUGCCGACAGCGGCAUCGACAUUCUGAUGUCCGGCCACGACCACCUGCUGGUGACCUACUACGACGGCCAGCGUGCCUUCAUCGAGUCCGGAUCGCAGGGCGAGCAACUCGUUGUGGUCGAUGUGACCCUCAACACGGUGGAAAGCCGCGGGCAGCAACGUUUCGUCUGGGAGCCGGCCUUCCGUAUCGUCGACAGCCGCAGUGUCGAGCCCGAUGCGGCCAUGGCGGCCAAGGUGCAGGUCUACCUCGACCGUUUGAGCGAGGAGCUGGACGUGCCCAUCGGCACUGCGCUGACCGCCCUCGACAGCCGGCGCGCCUCCGUACGCGGCGGCGAGACGGCCAUCGGCAACCUCAUCACCGAUGCCAUGCGACAAGGCGUCGAGGCCGACGUGGCGCUCACCAACGGCGGCGGCAUCCGCGGCGACAAGACCUACGACGCCGGCAUCACCCUGACCCGCCGCGACAUCCAGACCGAGCUGCCCUUCGGCAACAAGACCGUGAAGCUGGAGCUGACGGGCGCGCAGUUGAUGCAGGCCCUGGAGCACGGCUUCAGCAAGGUGGAGGAGGGGGCCGGGCGCUUUCCCAGCGUCUCCGGCAUGACCGUGACCUGGAGCCGUUCGGCCCCGGCGGGUCAGCGUGUGCGCUCCGUCACCGUCGGCGGCAAGCUUCUGGACCCGGAGGCGAGCUACACCCUGGCGACCAACGACUUCGUCGCGCGCGGCGGCGACGGCUAUGCCGUCUUUACCGAGGCGGUGCCGCUGAUCGACGGCAUCUCCGCGCGUCUGAUGGCGACCAUGGUGAUGGACUUCGUCGCCGCCACCGGCGAGGUCUCCCCCAAGGUGGAGGGCCGGGUGACGGCUGGGCGGCGACAAGCGCAGGCCGGUGCGAAUCGAACGAUGAUCGAAACGCUCGCCUUCGAUGCCGACGAUACGCUCUGGCACAACGAGCACCUGUUUCAGGAUACGCAGGAGAAGCUUGCGGAAAUCGUCGGCCGCCACCGCCCGGGGGAGGACAUCGCCGAAGCCCUCUAUGCCGUGGAGAUGCGCAACCUCGCGCUUUUCGGUUACGGCAUCAAGGGCUUCACCCUCUCCAUGGUGGAGGCGGCCAUCGAGUUGACGCGCGGGCGCAUCGCAGCGGACGAGAUCCACGAGAUCGUGCAGCUCGGUAAGACGAUGAUGACCGCGCCGGUCGACCUGCUGGAGGGUGUGGAGGCGGUGCUGGACGCUGUCUCCGGACGCUACCGCACGCUGCUCAUCACCAAGGGCGACAUGGUGGACCAGACCAGCAAGAUCGAACGCUCCGGCCUCGCCGGUCACUUCGAUCAGGUGGAGAUCGUGCCGCGCAAGGACGCGGCGACCUAUCGCCGGGUCUUCGACCGUCACGGCGUCGAUGCGUUGCGCACCGUGAUGGUCGGCAACUCCGUGCCGUCGGACGUGCUGCCGGUGCUGGAACUCGGCGGCUUCGCCGUCCACGUGCCCUAUGCCAUCCUCUGGGCUCACGAGGCCCAUGAUGCCGACCCCGUCAGCGAACGAUUCCACCGCCUGGAACGGCUGGAGGACCUUCCGAGGCUCUUGCAGCGGCUCGGGGCCUCCGGGCGCUCUUCAUAA